Molecule: messenger RNA, 2918 nt
Organism: Suhomyces tanzawaensis NRRL Y-17324
Lineage: Eukaryota; Fungi; Ascomycota; Pichiomycetes; Serinales; Debaryomycetaceae
Product: ubiquitin-specific protease
Exons: 1
Coding region: 101-2470 (789 amino acids)
Biological process (GO): protein deubiquitination
Cellular component (GO): cytosol; nucleus
Molecular function (GO): zinc ion binding; cysteine-type deubiquitinase activity; protein binding
Source: RefSeq, a predicted model, not a curated record
GCCGUCCCCAGCAUUUACUGCCGCUCGCACCACCGCGACCAAACCAUUUGGUCGUGCCCUCAGGCGCUAACAAUCAUUUGCCCUUACACCAACGCCACCAAUGCCAUUAGAUAUCCCCCCAGACAUCCCGCAAACAGUCCCUGCCCGGGCCAAGAUAUACAAGGAUGACUGCAUGUACAGCUUCGACACCCCCGAGUCCAACGACUUGGGGUUGGACGUGGAUCUCCGGUCGUACCAGGCGUUUGCGAGAACGCCAUCGACCAACUUCACGUUGCAGAACUUCCAAAAAACAGGCAACUACUUGUACUUGAACAUCAACAAGACCUUGAAGCCUGAGGGUGACCGCAACGCCUUGUACAAUGAGCACGGCGAACGCAAUUCCAAGCUCGCCAAGCUCGAGGUCAAAGACGUCAACGAGGACGACUUGUUCUCCACGGAAAUCUCCAUCUACAACAUAAAGGAAGACAGAUCGUACGCAUUGUCGGAAUUGACUCCCUCGUUCCAAAAGCUCGUGGACGACAUCUUGAAGCACAACUCCUCAGAUAGAGCCGACGAAAUCAAGCAGUGGGAACAAGAAAUCCUUCCUUGCGAACACUCGUUUGAUUUGGAGCAAUUCAAGCCUACCUCUGAGUUGGACCUCACUCACUGCUCUCAAUGUGAACUCAAGGAAAACUUAUGGAUAUGUUUGCACUGUGGUGCAUUAGGUUGUGGAAGAGAACAAUUUGGAUCUACUUUGAAAGGCAAUUCCCAUGCCUUGAAGCAUUUUGAAACCGCAGAGCAUCCAGUCGCAAUCAAGCUCGGUUCCCUCUCUGCCGAAUCAGAAGAUAGCUGUGAUGCCUACUGCUACAAAUGUAACGACGAAAUCAAGGUACCCAACUUAUCUGCAAAGUUAUUGACGUUUGGCAUUGACUUGAGAACCACCGUCAAGACCGAAAAGAGUUUGGUAGAAUUAAAUAUCGACCAGAACUUGAACUGGGACUUCAAGCUUGAUGGUGCUAACGGUGAGAAGUUACAACCUGUGUUCGGGAAAGGGUUGACAGGUUUCAAGAACUUAGGGAACUCGUGUUACUUGAACUCAGUUAUUCAAGCUUUGUACAGUGUUCCAGAAUAUCAAGAGUACUUCAAAUCCAAAGAAUUUCCUGAUAUAAAAGACCCAGCUCAUGACUUGACUACUCAGUUGAUAAAGAUAUACGAUGGACUUUUGAGUGGUAAAUAUUCGCAUCCAGGAUCUUUGAAAGGAGAUGAUUACCAAGUCGGUAUCAAGCCCUCCGCAUUUAAAACUUUAAUUGGUGAGAACCACCCCGAGUUCAGCACCCAAAGACAACAAGAUGCUCAUGAAUUCUUAUCAUAUUUCCUUGACAAGACCGAUAAUGAGCUUGGAAUUGAACUUAAUAAAUCGUUCAAAUUCUUAUUAGGUGAUAAGGUUAUUUGUAGCCAGUGCUCAAGUGGAAGUAUUAAAAACGAAUUGGCUGACAAUAUUUCGGUUCAAAUUGAUGACCAAGUGAUAAAGAUUGAUGAGGAAACUGGCAAAAAGGUAUACAAAACAUAUGAGCUUCAAUCAGGAUUAUCUUCCCUCUUUUCUUCGGAAUUGAUUGAAGGAUAUAAGUGCAGCAGUUGCGGAACAGAACCUGGUGCUGCUUUGAAGUCUAGUGGUUUUGUAUCGUAUCCCAAGAAUUUGGUGGUUAAUGCUCAAAGAAUUAAAUUGGAAAAUUGGGUCCCCGCGAAGAUUGAUGUUCCAAUUGCAAUCCCAUAUACUUUAGAUGUUUCCGAGUUCCAAGCUCCAAAAUUCGAGGCUGGAGAAUCUCAGUUGCCACAAGAAGAAGAAGAUGCAAAGGAUGGAGCACCAUCUUUCACAGCCAAUGAAGAAGCUAUGACCUCGCUUUUGAGUAUGGGCUUCCCUGAACCCCGUUGCUUGAAGGGAUUAUAUCAUACCGGCAAUAACAAUGCUGAAGACGCCAUGAACUGGAUUUUUGCACAUAUGGAUGAUAUUGACAUUGAUGACCCAUUCGUGGUACCUCAAGCAGCUGCUGAACCACAAGGCCCAUCUGAAGAGCAGAUCGAGGCCUUGAGUGUCAUGGGCUUUUCGCAUCAACUCAGCAAGAAAGCGUUAUUGCUGAAUAAUAACGAUGCAAAUGCAGCUGUGGAAUGGCUCUUUGCUAAUCCUGAUGAUGACGGCGUAAUUGACGAAGCAGCGAAGCCAGCGCUCGAUGUGGCCCUGGAAAAACGUGCAUUGACGGAAGAGCUUCUCAACCAAUCUACCUCAAAUGGUAAGUACGAGUUGCAAUCGGUCAUCUGCCACAAGGGAACGUCUCCCCACACCGGGCAUUACGUUGUGUUCAUCAAGAAGAUCAUCGAUGGCCAGGAUCGUUGGGUUUUGUUCAACGACGAAAAGGUGGUUGUAUGUGACGAAAACAACCUCCUGGACAUGCGUGAUAACGGCUACAUCUACAUUUUCAAUAGGAAGAAUUAGAUCGGGGUGCUUAUGACGCCUCAACUCAGAGUAGGCAUUUCAUUGGAUCCAGUUACUAAUCCCAACGCCCCUGACUCACGCAUACCUCCCAUCGCACCAACGUACAUAUGUCAUAGUCCACUGACCCAUCGACAUGCCAUCUGCCAUCUAUUUGUAGCCCUGCCGACAAUCAAUCGGGGCUAUUGUCUCUCCGAAGACACAUUCAGUUAUCCUGCAGAUAGUUAUCAGACAGCUGUGCCAGCACACCCUUAUUUUCACCACAUUUCCCAUGUGGGCCCCAAGGGGCAGGCCCGAAGUUCCGAUAAGAAAGUUGUUUUCAUGUCGGGAAUUAAAUGCCGUAUUUGGGCCCCAUUCCGGCCAUCUUUGGGCCAUGUUUGGAGCUUAGGAAAACACCAUAGUGGUAUGCCGAGGUUAAUUAAACAAAGAAGCGUCCAGCACCAUCUUGCAG